AGAAUAUCGGGUUGAUGAAUGUUGAGCGAGUGGCGUGGUCCAACCAUAUCGGUUCGUACACUUACGAGCUAUGAAAUUUCUGACGAGCUCUGUCGUCGGCAACUUCAGGUACUGGAGCGUCGGUAUGGUGGCCGUCUGCGCGCUCAUACAGCUGCCACACGAAUACAACGAGCAUUCCGUCAGUCAUGUUUGUUGAAACAGUGGAAGCAUCUGGUGUUACCCAUCCAAAAUAGUGCAGUAUGUUCCAGAACUGAUGGCAGUCAGGGAUGUAAUGAUGUUUCAAAGCGUGAUGUAUGUCAGGGAUCUAAUGAUGUUUUAAAGCGUGAUGCAUCUUUCGCAGUUGCAUCUAAUGCUCAAGCAUGUCUUUAUCGACCUUCUCUUACACCAGUUAGGCCGAAGAAUCCAUCGGCACGCAUCAAGAUAUCGAUACCGGAACGAGGUUGUAAAGUACCUUUGGCAGUUGGAGAAAGUAUUGGAAGUGCCAGAUUUGACAGUGAAUCACCUCAUCGUUCUGCAGUAGAGUGUUUGUCGCCUCGACUUUCCCAGCGAAGGAUUGUGACAGAUGUGACGCAUCCAACAACACAUGUUUGGCUUCCUCGUUCAUCAGCAGUUACCGGGCGUAGCAACCAUUCAAACUCACUUCCUCGUCUCGACAAACAUGCCACACCAUGUCAAGUAGUCAGCACUUCAUCGAAUGCUCCUGGAGUACCAGAUCAACGAAGAAGGCGUCAAUAUAGAAUAGCGCUUAAUUUCUUUAAUAAGAAACCUACACGUGGUGUACAGUAUCUCAUUGAAUGGGGUUUUGUUGAGGACAAUUCGCUCGCAAUUGCUAAUUUAUUAUUGCAUCGUCGUGGCUUAAGUAAACAAAUGAUUGGUGAAUACAUUGGGCACUUGCACAGUCCUUUUCAGUCCUCUGUUCUCAGUCAUUUCGUUGACCAGAUUGAUUUGCAUGGGAUGGAAGUGGAUAUUGCCCUCAGGCACACGCUUUCUUUUUUUCGCCUUCCAGGAGAAGCGCAGAAAAUCGAGAGAAUUAUGCAGGUGUUUUCUGCACAUUACGCCGUCUGCAAUCCUGAUAAGGCUGCACUUUUUCACAGUGCAGAUACAAUAUUCAUCUUGGCGUUUGCCAUUGUUAUGCUAAACACAGAUCUUCAUUCGCCUAAUAUCAAACCAUCACUAAAAAUGAAGGUGGGAGAUUUCAUCAAUAAUUUACGUGGAAUCGAUGCAGGAUACGACAUUGACAGGGCACUGUUGGUUCGUAUUUACCGUCGGAUUCGUGACUCGCCGUUUAGCACAGGAUCAGAUCAUGUAUCGCAGGUUAUAGCGGUUGAUCAAAGUAUGGUUGGCAAGGAUAAGCCAAGCUUGGCCGAACCACAUCGUCGCCUUGUGUGUUACUGUCGUUUGAACCAGAUUAUUGAUCGUAGUAAGCGACAACCAGCCAACGCUCAUCAACGAGAAGUUUUUUUGUUCAACGAUCUUCUGUUGAUUGCAAAAAUGGCUUCAAAGAGGAAAUCAUGUUGCCAAUAUGUAUUACGCACAUGGAUGAUGCUGCUGGGGGUGCGUGUUAGCAUGUUCGAGACUCCUUUUUAUGAAUAUGGCAUUAUGGUCACACUGUCUGAUGGACAAGAAAUUUAUUUUAACUCGAAAAACGACGACGACAGGCAUCGGUUCGUGGCAGAUAUAAAGGAAUCAGUAGCCGAAUGCGCUGAAAUGGAAGCAGUAAGAAUUGAUGCCGAAUUGGACAAGCAUUCGUUGAUAAGUCGUAGCGAUGGACCACGUGAGCGAGAUUCGGGUUUAUCCGAGAUGGAAGGCAAUACGUCGAAUAGUGCUGCUAAUACAUCACCCAAUACACCGCAGCAAGCUUUAAAUUUAUGUUCCAUACGUCGUCUUAGUUUUAAUUCAUUUGAUAGUGGAGUUAUUGAGGAAAGUUGUGAAUCAUUUUCCCAUUCAGGCCUGUCAUCCGUUGCACCCCUCUAUCCUUCAAAACGUUUGGAGGCUGCUAUAUGA
Molecule: messenger RNA, 2004 nt
Organism: Loa loa (African eye worm)
Lineage: Eukaryota; Metazoa; Nematoda; Chromadorea; Rhabditida; Onchocercidae
Product: loner ISO1
Exons: 12
Coding region: 19-2004 (661 amino acids)
Biological process (GO): actin cytoskeleton organization; regulation of ARF protein signal transduction
Molecular function (GO): guanyl-nucleotide exchange factor activity
Source: RefSeq, a predicted model, not a curated record